UCGCCCGAGGCCCCCUCCGCGCGGCUUUCCACUGCCUCCUCGCUCUCGGCGGUCAGAGAGGGCCGGAGCGAGAAGAUGGCGAAGACGUACGAUUAUCUGUUCAAGCUGCUGCUCAUCGGCGACUCCGGCGUCGGCAAGACCUGCCUCCUGUUCCGCUUCUCAGAGGACGCCUUCAACACCACCUUUAUCUCCACCAUCGGAAUUGAUUUUAAAAUCAGAACCAUAGAGCUCGAUGGAAAGAAAAUUAAACUUCAGAUAUGGGACACAGCAGGACAGGAAAGAUUCCGAACAAUUACAACAGCAUACUAUAGAGGAGCCAUGGGAAUUAUGCUGGUCUAUGACAUCACCAAUGAAAAAUCCUUUGACAAUAUUAAAAACUGGAUAAGAAACAUUGAAGAGCAUGCCUCUUCAGAUGUUGAAAGAAUGAUCCUGGGUAACAAAUGUGAUAUGAAUGACAAAAGACAAGUGUCAAAAGAAAGAGGGGAGAAGUUGGCAAUUGACUAUGGUAUUAAAUUUCUGGAGACAAGUGCAAAAUCCAGUACAAAUGUAGAAGAGGCAUUUUUUACACUUGCACGGGAUAUAAUGACAAAAAUGAACAGAAAAAUGAAUGACGGCAAUUCUUCAGGAACAGGCGGGCCAGUGAAAAUAACAGAAAACCGGUCCAAGAAGACCAGUUUCUUCCGCUGUUCGCUGCUUUGAUGAACUCUUCAUUUCUGAGAGACAGCAGUACACCUCGAGGGCGCUUCCCUGCUUCUCUGAAAGCGCAGGUUACACAGCCUCAGAGUCACCUGCCUGGCUGCUGCGGAGAGCACCACGGAACUCUAGACCUCUCAACACAGAAUGCCAAGUGGAUUCCAGCCUCACGGCCUAGCAAAAGAACGGGCUCCUUUCUUCAGACAUGGAAGCAAUGAUGUGGAGACACACACAGGACCUAACUGGUUUUUCCUUGUUUUACUGCCUGUCCUGGAAGCUGCUAUCUUUCUUUGCACAUGAGUGUCAGCCUUUCCCUGGUACAGCAUAAUCUUAGACUCCUAAUAGAGCACUUUAGUGGCAUGAAGUUCUAGACUUACAUAUUUGAAGAUGUUUAAAGAGAGCAGAGCAUUAAACAGAGGUUGAUCUACUAAAAUUAAAGGAUGGUUGGCCUGCAUCAUACGGCCAAAGUUCUUCUUUUGGUAGCAUUCAUUUGGUAGUGUUCUUAAAAAUCAUUAAAUUUUCAUAACAUUUCAGAUUCAUAAAAAUGGCUAUCUAUUCACCAGAGGCCAUGUCAUCUUCAUCUUUUCAGGUGGUUAUCAGCCUUGCUCAUCCCUGAGUUCUGUAUCCCUUUCAAAGUCAACUGCCACUGCCUCCUGUCUAGAAACAGGAUGUAGGAAGCACUCCAGUCUCACUGUCUCUGAGGGUUAUAUUUGCUGUCCCUUCUGCUUGACUUCCUGUCAUUACUCAUUUGUCUAAAACCAGUAAUAUAUGCAAGCUCUGCUGUGUCUGUCUGUGAACUUCAUAACCUGAGAUUUCACAUAGGGAGAGAAAUAGUCACUAGGGGUUAAUUUCCACAUCCAGCUGUGGUCUUGUCACAUCAGAAUAUGUAAUAUAUUCUUUCUGAGUUUCACCCAUUUAUUCUUAUUACCUAAUUCUUAACCACAAUCCCUGUCUGUGAGAGGUAACAAGGAUUAGAUUUAGAUUUUAGUUUGCAGAAAACAUACCUAUACAGAGAGAGAGAGUAAACAUGUUGGUAUAGUUUUAAAGGAUAGCUAUUGGUCAUGCUGAAAUUAACAACUUUUUGUUCUGUGUGGGGUUAAAAAAAAUAAAGGUAAUUAGACUAGUACAUCCUCCAGAAAUCUUGUCUUUUCAUUAGAGAACAUGUGAUCCAGGUUUCGGCUUUCAAAUAGCCAUUGCUGAGUAUAUAUGACCGAGCCCUAUGCAUGUAGGUUGGUCGUUAGAGAAGUGAUAUGGCCAUCCGGCCCAAAGCCAACCCAAGGCUUCACUGCCUCUCUCACUGAAUGCUAGAGUUCAGAAGUUUCUUCUGUGGGUGAAACCACCACACUCUGUAUGUGUGUGUGUGUGUGUGUGUUGGGGGGGGGGGUAUUUUAGUGUUAACCUUUGUGCCAAAUACAGAUGAUCAUGUCACUGCUGUUGUUGUAGCCUUCCAUGUCUAAACACAGAGGGCAUAAAAACAGGUGACAGCAGCAGUCACCACCCACCCCUUGAGCUGUCCCUAAAGAAUUGGAGAUGGAAGUGGACAUGGAUAGCUGGUUACACAGACAACUACGCUUCAGAUUCAGAUCUGUGGCUUCAGUGCUUGGGCCAGUCAGGGUUUCCCAUCUGUUGGAACACUCAGAAGCAUUCCAGUGGCUGUACGCAUACCAGAGUUGUUUUUGGUGGAUACCCUGACUUUACUAUUGACAAACUUGAGCCUUUCCUUCUUUUUCCCUAGUUACCUGUUGGCUUAAAGUCACAUAUUACUGUCCCAGUGUAAGCAGUUCUCUCCUUGAGAACUGAUUAUAAGUCUAACAUCUUCAAAUUAAAUACAUUUUGAAAAGAACCUGUAUUUUCUUAGAAAUGUAAAAACUUUUUUCUGGAAAAAAAAAGUUCAGGCAGUUACAAUGUAAAAAACUGCUUUGCAAACAGCAUGAGCUGUGACACCAUGUGCGAAUGUAAUUCUCUUCACAGUUACCAUGACUGAACGCUUUGUUUCUAUCUCAGGGGUUGUCCGCAAACCAAAACUGACAUGUUCUGUGGUCAGUUUUUGUUUUUUAAACAGAAUGCUUUGCUUUUGAUUUCUUCACUCCUCUGUGUCUUUUAUGGGUUAAUAACUAGUCUCCAUGAACUUCUCGUUGAAAGAGCCCGUAAAUGUUAGGUGAGUCUAAAAGUACUCUUUGAAGUAGCAGCAAACUGGGAGUAUAUCCUCUGUUAUAUAGAAACAAAUUGUCCUUGCUAUUUUCUUACAUUUAGCUUCUCUAAAUUGUAUAUAAUUUGAGCUCAGGCCAUAGGAAAUUCACUUUCUGCAUGGUAAAAACAAUCCAACAAAUAUUCUACUUUGCUUAGUAAUGUACAUAUGGUGCAUUAUUUUUUCUAUUUGUAGAUGAAUUUAGCAACAGAUAAUUGUCUGUUCCCUGCUGAGACUAAAGAAAUCUAGGUGUGUGUGUGUGAGAGAGAGAGAGAGAGACGGAGAGAGAGAGAGAUAGAACAUUUCUGUGGUCUUACAGAUAGGGUACAUAGAGAUUUUUGCAGCAGUAUUAGUGGGUCGGUGGCUGCACUUUAUUAUUAUUGUGCUAAUUUUUGACAACGACUGGACUCGAAAUUUUCCGAUAGAGCCUGGGGUCUCAGACAGUGAAAUGUGCUGUAACAGUAGCAUGUGAAGCAGCUGGUUGUAAAAUAUUUCACUGGGAACUUAUUCAGACAGAUGAUGAUGAGGCGAUCUGCCUGUGCAUCAGUUGGUACCACGGGGCCUCUUUCUGUUCACGAGGACAUUUUAUGUAGUCUUUGUUAUAAAUUUCCUGAUGACUAUAGUCUUUACUUUGAAGAACUUUUUUUUAAUUAUACCUCAUUUAGCUAACUAAAAUUCUAAUAACUGGUAGAAAAACAGUGAGUAUCCAACCAAGUUUAGACUGCAUGUUUUGUUUUGUCUUGUUUUGAACUGAAGGAAAAGAGAAGUAUGAUACCUUUGUUUUGAAUAAAGCAUGUACAUCCAUACCCAGUAGCAUACAAAAAAAAAAAAAAAUGACUGCCCUGUCCAUUAAUGAAUUUACUUGUGCAAUAUACAUGGAUUGUUCUGUGGUUUACAAGUAAGAAAUUGUAACUGCGUUUUUCAGGCUCCAAAUUAGGGCUUAUGAAGUGUCUUCCUAUGAGCAGUAAAAGAACAAAUUAAGCAGACUUUCUUUUCAAACUUGUGACUUAGAUUCUGUUAUAAAUAUAGUUCUUAAUCUCUAAAAAUGAGAUUCUAAGCCUAGAAUUUUAAAACCACAUUUCAUUAUGUUGGUUUACUGAUCUCAAAAUUUCUACAACUUGAUUUUUUUUUUUACUUGAAAAUAAAAAAACUAAACAAAACAAAGAGACCUUUCUUUAUCUUUCUCAUCACAUCCAAAGACAGAGAGGACUGUGUGAAAAUGAGAUCCCUUGAUUCAGAAGAACAUAGCAGGCCAGUAUAUACUAAUAAAAUUUAUGGAUGUCAUGUUCAUUAGGAGAAAAACUAAACCACUGAGUACAGAAAUGAAAAUCAGCAAGCACUUGUUUUAAGGAUUUUCUAAAUUUUUCUUUGUAUCCUGAAAUAUGUGCCAUAUGCCAAGAACUUACAGAACUUCGUUUUUCAUCUUUGUACUUUUUUUUAAAGUAAAUUUAUGGUCAUUCAUUGCUCUGGCCUUACAGAUGGGUUUGUCUUGACUGUUUACAGCUGAUGCUGUAGUUUCUCUAAUGCAAAAUGCCGUGAACUGUUUUAAGUAAAGUCAUGCCCGCCUGUUGUGUGAACUGUGGAGUUUCUUCAUAGACUUUUUCUUGUGUGCUUAAACAUAUUUUAUUUUGCUUCAGUGGCUUACUGUGGAAAGCUCCCAUGGGUAGUAUGAUCCUGCCAUCUGGCUGGUCUGUUGAAGCCGGUUCAUUAACUGUACUGAUACUCAUGCUAUGUUUUUUAAAAAUGGAUUUUAUUCCAGGUGAACCUUUUUUUUUUUUUACAAUAAUGUUCAUCUAAAAUAAAAACUACAUGAUGAAA
Molecule: messenger RNA, 4699 nt
Organism: Psammomys obesus (fat sand rat)
Lineage: Eukaryota; Metazoa; Chordata; Mammalia; Rodentia; Muridae
Gene: Rab8b
Product: RAB8B, member RAS oncogene family
Exons: 8
Coding region: 76-699 (207 amino acids)
Biological process (GO): cellular response to insulin stimulus; protein secretion; regulation of exocytosis
Cellular component (GO): trans-Golgi network transport vesicle; endosome; plasma membrane
Molecular function (GO): GTPase activity; GTP binding
Source: RefSeq, a predicted model, not a curated record